AUGUAUUUGAAUUAUUUGGAAUAUAAGGCAAUCAUCAAAGUUCAAACGACAUUUAAAGUUUUCAAGUAUCUUUCAAGCCCAUGUUCAAGGUUCAAUUUUCAAAGAACAAAUGUCAUCCAAUAUGCUACUUUCAAAUGGUCAAAAAUACAUUCUUGGUUCACUCAUUUCAAUGUCCAAUUGCAAAUAUUACUCAUCAAAGUCAAGUCACAAGAUUGUUUCAACUACAUUCUUUACUUUUCUAAGUACCAAGUCCAAGUUUCAAAUCCAAAAAUAUCAUUACAAAAUGAACAGGAAGUUUACAAGUCCUUACAUCAUACAAAAAAAAAACAUGAAUCUAAAUCUAAGACUAUGCUAAAUUUCCUUUCGAACUCUUCAUUUUCUUCAAUCCAUUUUCCAUCAUCGUGUCCACGACAAGUCAGUUUACGUUGA
Molecule: messenger RNA, 429 nt
Organism: Vicia faba (fava bean)
Lineage: Eukaryota; Viridiplantae; Streptophyta; Magnoliopsida; Fabales; Fabaceae
Source: the annotation of a GenBank genome assembly